Colias croceus (clouded yellow) is the source of this 2218-nucleotide messenger RNA. RefSeq names its product putative apoptosis-inducing factor 1, mitochondrial. Gene Ontology annotation, biological process: mitochondrial respiratory chain complex assembly; apoptotic process. Gene Ontology annotation, cellular component: cytoplasm; mitochondrion. Gene Ontology annotation, molecular function: protein dimerization activity; FAD binding; NAD(P)H oxidase H2O2-forming activity. The coding region runs from base 350 to 2146 and encodes 598 amino acids. The record is from RefSeq and is a predicted model, not a curated record. The transcript is spliced from 10 exons. NCBI's taxonomy places the organism in Eukaryota, Metazoa, Arthropoda, Insecta, Lepidoptera, Pieridae.
CCAAUUAUGAAUUGACAUGUCUUGUCAAAGGUAGCGAUCUGCAUGCUUAUGAAAAUAAUUUUAAUACAUUUUAUUAUUCCCGAUUUGAAAGAAUAUGUUUUAAAAUGUUUAUAAGAUAAAUCAAAUAAUUUAAGGAGACAGACUGUCGUUUAAGCACAAAUGUUAUGUUGUUUAUGUUGAAUAAGUAAGGCAACAAUGUUAAGAGCGAUAUCAUGUGUCUACAUCGAGGGCCGGGCUUUAAAACGAAAAGAUGUUUUUAAAGUAUUCCGUAUGUGUGCACAUUCCAAUGCAAAAUUAGAGCCACAUACACGGAAGUUGAAAAAGUAUAGAACGACUGUGUUAAGUCAAGAUGCCGGCCAUCACAAGAACAACCUGGAAGAGCCAAGCGCGUCGUCCGCUCCAGCGCGCAGCCCCACCGCCCCGGCCGAGCCCCCGCCCCCCCCCUCCCCCUCCGCCGCCGCCGCCCCGCUCCCGCCGCGCUCUCACCUUGAUAACGGCACUUACUUUUACGGCGUCACUCGGAGGGGUAUACCUAUAUCGUAGAAUGGCACAAGAUGAUGAUGAAGUGAUUGACAAGAAAGCAGAAGGUAGCCAGGAGAGUGAAAACGUAGAAGAGGAAGAACCGUAUCCGGCUUUGGAGGCGGAUAUGCCGGAGCGCGUGCAGUACCUGCUGGUCGGUGGUGGCACGGCGUCGUUCGCGGCCAUGCGCGCUAUCCGCAGCGCGCGGCCCGACGCCAGCGUGCUCAUCGUGUCGGAGGAGCGCGCGCUGCCCUACAUGCGGCCGCCGCUCAGCAAGGAGCUGUGGCGCGAGCCCGAGCUGGCGCGCCGCGCCGCCGACCCCGCCGCGCUCACCUUCCGCCAGUGGAACGGACGCCGGCGCAGCGUGGCUUACGAGCCGGCCGCCUUCUACGCGCCCGUGGAGCGCCUGCGGGACGGCGCGGGCGGCGCGGCCGUGGCGCGCGGCUGGCGCGUGCUGCGCGUGGACGUGGCGCGGCGCGAGGCCGAGCUGGCGGCGGGCGAGCGGCGCGCGCGCGUGGCCUUCGAGCAGUGCCUGCUGGCGCCGGGCGUGCGCGCGCGGCGGCUGCCCGCGCUGGCGCCGGCGGCGGCGGCGGGCCGCGCGCUGGCCGUGCGCGACCUGGCGGACGUGGCGCGGCUUGCGCGCGCGCUGGAGGAGCCCGGCGUGCGCACCGUGGCCGUGGUGGGCGCCGGCCUGCUGGGCGCCGAGCUUUCCGCCGCGCUGGCGGACCGACUGCGAGAGAGCGGCGCGCGCGUGGUGGCGCUGUACCGCGAGGCGGCGCCGCUGGCCGCGCUGCUGCCGCCCUACCUCGCCGCGCACGCCGCGCGCACGCUGGCCGCGCUCGGCGUCACGCUGCUGCCGCACUCGGAGGUGGUGGGCUGCAGCGCGGGCCCGGCGGGCGUGCGGCUGCGGCUGCGCGCGGGCGGCGCCGCCGCGGAGCUGGACGCGCAGCUGGUGGUGGAGUGCGUGGGCGCGGCGCCGGACGAGCGCCUGGCGCGCGCCUCGCGCCUGGAGACGCACGCCGCGCUGGGCGGGCUGCUGGUCAACGCCGAGCUGCAGGCGCGCGCCGGCGUGUGGGCGGCGGGCGACGCGGCCUGCUUCCACGACGAGCUGCUGGGGCGCCGCCGCGUGGAGCACCACGACCACGCCGUGGCGUCGGGCCGCCUGGCCGGCGAGAACAUGGCGGGCCUGCGGCCGCCGCGCGCCUACUCGCACCAGAGCAUGUUCUGGAGCGACCUCGGCCCGAGCCUCGGCUACGAGGCUAUAGGAAUAAUAGAUUCGAGUUUAGAAACGGUCGGGGUGUUCUGCGAGGACGCGGUGAGCGACGCUAGCUCGGCGGCGCAGGCGGUGGGGGCUCCGAGCGAGGGCGCCGCGGGCGGGGCGCCGGCCGGGGCGCCGGGCGAGGGCGCGCUGCCCGACACGCGCGCGCUGCUGGCGCCGGGCGACGAGGCGGGCGGCAAGCGCUACGAGCGCGGCGUGGUGUUCUACCUGCGCGAGCGGCGCGUGGUGGGCGUGCUGCUGUGGAACCUGUUCAACCGGAUGCACGUCGCGAGACAGGUCCUGGCGCAAGGCGAGUUCGACGAUCUGUUCGAAGUGGCGAAACUGUUCUCUCUUCACGAAGACGAUUGAACCCGCGACGGCAUUUAUUUUUACGUGUACAUAGUAUUACAUAGAUACGUUUAAUAAAAUUAUUUAAAAUUA